This is a messenger RNA of Hippopotamus amphibius kiboko, 1855 nucleotides long. RefSeq names its product PDZ domain containing 1 (gene PDZK1). The transcript is spliced from 9 exons. Gene Ontology annotation, molecular function: protein-membrane adaptor activity; signaling receptor binding. Gene Ontology annotation, cellular component: apical plasma membrane. Bases 79 to 1635 code for a protein of 518 amino acids. NCBI's taxonomy places the organism in Eukaryota, Metazoa, Chordata, Mammalia, Artiodactyla, Hippopotamidae. Gene Ontology annotation, biological process: protein localization to plasma membrane. The record is from RefSeq and is a predicted model, not a curated record.
UUCCAAGACUAGAGCUCACCAGCAGAGAGAGAAUUCCCCGGGUGAACCCAGCGGCUCCUCUUCCUCCAGGACCCAGAAAUGGCCUCCACCUUCAGUCCCCGAGAAUGUAAGCUGUCUAAACAAGAAGGGCAAAGCUAUGGCUUCUUCUUGCGCAUUGAGAAGGACACCGAUGGCCACCUGAUCAGGUUGGUUGAGAAGGGCAGCCCAGCAGAGAAGGCAGGUCUCCAGGAUGGAGACAGAGUUCUUAGGAUCAAUGGCACCUUUGUGGACAAGAAAGAGCAUACGCAGGUUGUGGAUCUUGUCAGAAAAAGUGGGAAUUCAGUGACUUUACUAGUUCUGGAUGGGGAUUCCUAUGAGAAAGCUAUGAAAAAACAAGUAGACUUGAAUGAGUUGGGUCAAAGUCAGGAGUCGAGUUUGAACGCUAAGAAGCUGCCGUCUAUGAUGAAUGGAGAAGCACAGACGUGGACGCAGCCACGGCUCUGCUACCUGGUGAAGGAGGGGAGUAGCUAUGGCUUCUCUCUGAAAACUGUCCAAGGUCAAAAGGGAGUGUACCUGACUGAUAUAAAACCUCAGGGUGUGGCUAUGAAAUCUGGAGUCCUGGCUGAUGAUCACUUGAUUGAAGUGAACGGAGAGAAUGUAGAGGAUGCCAGCCACGAGGAGGUGGUUGAAAAGGUGAAGAAGUCCGGCAGUCGUGUCAUGUUCCUGCUGGUGGACAAGGAAACUGACAAGCACCAUAGUGAGCAGAAGAUAAAAUUCAAGAGAGAAACAGCCAGUCUGAAACUGCUACCCCACCAGCCCCGGGUUGUGGAGAUGAAGAAGGGAAGCAGUGGCUAUGGUUUCUAUCUGAGAGCAGGCCCAGAACAGAAAGGUCAAGUUGUCAAGGACAUAGAUUCCGGAAGUCCAGCAGAAGAGGCUGGCUUGAAGAAAAAUGACCUGGUAGUUGCUGUCAAUGGCGAGUCUGUGGAGUCCCUCGAUCAUGACAGUGUGGUGGAAAGGAUUAAAAAGGGUGGAGAUCAGACUUCACUGUUGGUGGUAGACAAAGAGACGAACAACAUAUAUAAACUGGCUGGCUUUUCUCCAUUUCUCUACUAUCAAAUUCAAGAACUGCCUAACGGUUCUGUCAAGGAGGCUCCGGUGCCUACUCCUGCUCCUCUGGAGGUCUCCAGCCCAGAUGCUACAGAGGAAGUGGGAGACCAUAAGCCUAAACUCUGCAGGCUGGUUAAAGGUGAAGAUGGCUAUGGCUUUCACUUAAAUGCAAUUCAGGGUCGGCCAGGCUCAUUCGUCAAAGAGGUACAGGAGGGUGGCCCUGCUGACCUGGCUGGGCUGGAGGAUGAGGAUGUCGUCAUUGAAGUGAAUGGAGUGAAUGUGCUGGAUGAACCCUAUGAGAAGGUGGUGGACAGAAUCCAGAGCAGUGGCAAGAAUGUCACACUGUUAGUCUGUGGAAAGAAGGCCUAUGAUUAUUUCCAGGCUAAGAAAAUCCCUAUUGUUUCCUCCAUGGCUGACCCACUGGAUGACGUCCCUGUUGCCGAAGAAGGAACGCUGGAGGAAUCAGAGGAAGACUCGCACACCGCAAAAGAACGAGCCCACAGUACAGCCUCUAAUUCUUCUUCCAAUUCUGAAGAUACAGAGAUGUGAUGAGAACAAGUAAUGCCUUGGGGUGAUAGCUAUUUCCCGGUAUUUAAUAGGAAUCCUUUCUCAAGGAAUGAGCUGACACCUGUUUACUGUCUGUGUUAGAGAAGAACUCCUCUGGAAACCGCUUCCUCAUGUGUGAUUGUCUUCUGUUGUCCUGUCUUAGGGGCGGCUGCCACAGGGAGCUUAUUUAUGGUCAAAUUAGGAAGAGUUAAGGCAGGAGCCA